AUGGUUAAAGGCGAUCAAGGAAUUCUGAAAUUAAUUGAAGAUGGCUGGGAAACAUUAAUAUCACUUAAGCUACAUAUUAAUAAUAUUCAAGCAACGAUGCACUGUCUACAACAAACAAUGGAACGAAUGGCGCGAAAUAAUUCUGAAUCGGAUAGAAUACUAAGUCAACAAGAGCAAGGAUCAACAGAAGUAAGACGUCCACUAACAAUUAAAUUACCACGUCUUACCUUUAAAAAUUUUGAUGAGAUCCGAAGCAAUGAAGAGAAUUCUGGAGUGGAUUUGAAGCAGCGGUACAUCAAGAAACGAUUAACCAAAUUUACGGACUAG
Messenger RNA from Brugia malayi, 327 nucleotides. RefSeq lists its product as uncharacterized. The record is from RefSeq and is a predicted model, not a curated record. The transcript has a single exon. NCBI's taxonomy places the organism in Eukaryota, Metazoa, Nematoda, Chromadorea, Rhabditida, Onchocercidae. Bases 1 to 327 code for a protein of 108 amino acids.